ACUAACAAAACCGGUGUCUCAUCACCAUCUUUCUUUCCUUCGCGGUACCAUUCGUGGACGCGUGUCCGUCAGGAUCGGAGGUGCUUUCAUUACGCACUGUAUCGUGUAAAUUUCGUUUAUGUUUUCGGGGUAGUUUGAUAAUUUCUACAAACGUAGAUAACAUCAACUACUAAGUUUUUGUUUUCACCUUGCGUAAACUUUCGGGAGUUCGGUGUUAGACGUGGCGUAGAAACUUAGUUUCACAAAUAGUUAGCAGAGGCCUACGUGGUUCAAUAUCAUUUACGAAUGGUUCUAUAAAAUGGCUCGUGUUUUGUGAAAAUUUGCUGCUGCUGAGGCAUCGUCAACCAACAGGGGUCACUUUUUUAGCGCCACCGAGAACUACGCGCAUCCGACGUCAGCUGGGAACAUUCUCCAUUCGGGCAACAGCACUUCUAUCAACGGUAUUUCGCCAGUCCCCCGCAGGAUGCGUCCACGGAUUGAGAACUCCAUUGGCGACGAUGCCAUGGAAAGCUGCGGCUAUCUGAAGUUCACUGAUCAAAACAUGAGGUCCGGCUUCUUGCAGAGUCUCAGCACGAUGCGUAAAAAUCGUCUGUUCUGCGACGUGAUCCUGCUGGUUGAGAACACCGAAAUCCAUGCGCACCGGAACGUGCUCGCAUGUGUCUCACCGCAGCUGAUGGAACUGUUCAGCACGGACGCGGGUACGGUGUACGGUGCGGCCGCGGCCAGCGACGCCAAGCUGCCGUGCUACCGGCUGAACGGACAGAUCACGAAACCCGGCCUGAAGUAUCUGGUCGAGUACGCCUACACCGGAUCAUUGGAAGUGCCCGAUGAGAUGAUCCGCGAUGUCUAUCUCGCUGCGUGGCAGCUGAAGAUCGACAGUGUGGUGAAGGAGUGCGCCCGGCAUCUGGUCGCAGAGCUGGAACCGGACAUUUGCAUCGAGACGCGGUCGCUGCCGGGCAUCGAGCGCAACCGGCGCUUCGUGCAGGAGGUAGACGCGUACAUCGCCAAACACUUCCAGCUCGUCUCGGAGACGGCCGGUUUCCUGCAGCUGCCGUGCAUCCUGAUCGAGGUGCUGUACCAGACGCGCCAGGAGAUGUCGCUGGUGGCCGAAUCGUCCCUAGGUCGGCUGGUGGUCGACUGGAUUCGCCGACAAAUGACUGAGGACGACGUAUCGGUAUCCACCUUGCUGGAGCGUUCCCAUAUGCUGUAUUUGGCGCUGGAUAAUUCCUUGCAGGAUUGCGCCGAUCUGCCACCCGGCCAGGAGUCCGAGAGCGAUCUGGUGCAGGACUAUAAGCGGCUGGUGCUCAAGGGCCCGAACAACAAGAAGCACCGCAAGGCACUGAAGACCCCCGGACGUCCGCGGAUGAUUCUUUACAGUCGCGACAUUGGCGAUCGGAGCGAGACAACCGAGGAGGCGGCCCCAACCGAGAUGGAUUGGAGUUUGGUGGGAUGCAGCAAAUUAUCGGAUCAUACGUAUGUUGCACUGGUUACACUGAACGGGAACCUAACCCGGCUGUCGAUACAGCUGAAGCUGAAUGUGCCGACAACACCAUCACCGAUCAAUACACCGGACGUGAUGAGCACGAGCGUGAGCCGCGACGAAGAUCUGGAUGAAUGCCAACGGCCGGAGCUGUUCUGCGAGGUGGCCACCAUGUCCGGACCGAAGUGUGGCCUGGGCGUAGCCGAGCUUGAGGGCAAACUUCUCGUGUGCGGUGGCUAUGAUCGGGCCGAGUGUCUUCGGUCGGUCGAGUCCUACUGUCCGGAGACGAACAGCUGGACCCAGCAGUCCAACAUGGGUGAAGCACGCGGCCGCGUCCAAAUUGCGGUGAUCGAAGGGACGGUGUACGCGGUCGGUGGGUGCAACGGCACGACGGAGCUCGACUCGGUCGAGUAUCUCGCGAAAAGUGAACGCAAGUGGAAGAAGAUGUGCAAACUACCUCUGGCUAGGAGCAACGCCGGUGUGUGUGCCCUGGGUGGGAAGAUUUAUUGCAUCGGUGGAUGGAACGGGCAGAGCGGUAUCAAGCAGUGCGACGUGCUGAAACCGGACGAGAACCGAUGGUACUCGAUCGCACCGCUCCACACCGGCCGCUACCAGGCGGGUGUAACCGCUUUCGGCGGUAGUCUGUGGGUUGUGGGGGGCAGUGAUGCGUGGAACUGUCUUGCCUCGGUGGAGGUGUACGACCCGGAGGCCAACCAGUGGACAUUUGGUCCAUCACUAUCGACGGCAAGACGUGGCUGCGGGUUGGCGGAGUUUAACGGAAAACUGUACGCAGUUGGAGGCAGCGAUGGAACGCACUCCCUAAACACCACCGAGUGCUACGACGAGGAGAGCAAAUCGUGGAACGCCGGACCAAAUCUUACCUCGCCGCGUUCGAACGUGUCUGUGGCGGUGGUGCAGGGUCGGUUAUAUGCGAUCGGUGGUUUUUCGGGCAAAACGUUCCUCAGCACAGUCGAGUACCUUGAUCCUGCGACGAACGAGUGGACCACCUUCGUGCCCCAAACCAGCGCCAACAUCGAUUCGCUGCUUGAGAACUCACUCCGUGCGGCUCUACAAAACGUGCAGCGGUCGACUUCGUCCACUUCAUCCUCGCCGGAUCAUCUGAGCGGAGGUUGCAAUGGGGGUGGAACUAGCGAAAACACCUUCAAACCGAUCCAGACCACGCUCAACAACGAGUAUAACCGACAACAACACUCACCGAAGGUUACCACCACAUCGGUAGCAACCUUGUCACCGGCAGUGGCCAGCACCAAAACGGCCCUGUUGGACGACGACGAGGACGACGUCGUCACGCUCCAUGACAUAAACGGGGACCUGAACGGGACGAAGACGGCACAGGAGAACAGUAUUAGCUUGCUGAAGCAGCUGGCCGCAAACAAGUGUACGGAGAUUGCCAACGGUGGCAGUAACUCCAGCUAACCGGCGCUGGCAGCUACCACCAUCACCGCCGGGGACUCGACGCUGACGGGUGCGCUGAAGGCAGCGAUAAGCGGCAGCAAUCUGCUGCUCGCGGAUUCCGAGGAAGACUGCAGUCAUCUCGGCGACGAGGUGGACUAAUGAGAUGACGGCUGCAUGCUAAGAGAUGCGCCGUAAACUCAACCACAACAUACACACACACAGAAUACAUUUCCUGGCUAUUUUGGCGAACUUUGCUCCGUUUUUGAUGGAUGUUUUUUUUCCUAAUAACUACAAAUACGUGACGUGUUUACACGCAAACGCUUAACAGUGGAAAAGCAUUAGAACUAGACACAAGGGGAGAGUGUAAGCGCUCAGGCUUUUUAUAAUAACCGAAAAAUACAACCGUCGAUUACAGAAAACAGAGCAAACUACAUCAAGCUAAAAAAGGGAAACAAAAAGAUGAAGUAAAGUUCGAGUACAUGAGGCAAACAGCUAUUGUAAACUACUGAUAUAAUAUUCUAGGCGAUAAGUGACUGUCAUUUUCGGUUAAUUAUGCUUUUUUCUCCUAAUAUAUCAGUGGCACACAUUCUAAUGUGUUUGCGGCCUUACGUGGAUUAUCCACGUGGGAGCUAAAUUUAGUGAAUUAGUACAUGCAGGGCGAAAUAUGCCGAGGACAAAAGGGAAUUAAAAUAAAACGGCUAAAGAUGGAUGAUCUUUCAUACAGGCGCAACAAUACACUCCUGCUAGGAUUAGUGUAUUUGUCUUCAGUUUGCUUUACAUCCUCGCUGGCUCCUCUUUUUAAUGCUUCGAUUAGUUUUUAGAGCGACAAUGAAAUGUGAAUGUGUUGCUUUCGCAAUAUAAGGAUUGUUAAAAAAAAUCGUACACUCGUUUAAUGCACCCUUACUUAUCACGUCGUCGGCCAAACCGUACGAAGGUCAUAAAUGCUUUGCAGGAGUUAAAGUUAUGCUUGUGCCUGGAGCGACCGGUGCACGACGAUGUGGUGAGCUUAGUUUUUAUUGAAGGACCAAUUAUUGUCGAUGUUUCAACUGUCUGCACUCUGUACUUCUCGGUCAACAGUUGAGCGCGUGAGUUGCAAAUUACAUGGCUCAUAUUUUGCACAUAGUGUUUAAGUCCCUGAGCGGAAUCUUCCUACGCAUUCCUGGAGGAUAUGUUGAUUGUUUACAUCCAACGAGCUGCUUUAGGUCAGUAGAUGACGGAGAAAGAGUACUAUACAUGUGAGAGAGGAUGUCCAGUUAUUUAUGAAGUGAAAUACAAAAAAGUGGUCUGAAAAAAGGCACGAACACAUGUUGUCGUUAGUGAGGCCGAGCAAAUGUUGCCCUCAUUUAAAAAUUAAAUGAAUAACAACUAACUGUAUCUGGAACAAUGGUUUAUACUAAGCACUAAAUUCAAGCUCGGAGAAGUUUAAUUGUGAACGUCGUAAAAUAGCAACAGCAGCAUGCCACAUAAAGAGUAGGUACAAUUCACCUAGUAUACUUCAGCAAUGACAGAGUUAUAGAGAGAAACACUUUCUGAGCUGGACUGGACGCAACCAGGGCAAAAUGUCUGCAUAGUGUGGUAUGUUAUCUUUUUACGCAACUAUGGAUCAUUACUAUUGAACCUAAUAUAAGCAACCGAACCGAACGAAAACUAAAUAAUUGUAAUUCGGCUUUUCGGUCAAUGAUUUUUGAAACAAAUAAUGAAAUGCACCGAAUAUCUUAUUCCGACA
Messenger RNA from Anopheles coustani, 4622 nucleotides. Its product is annotated as influenza virus NS1A-binding protein homolog. Bases 464 to 2917 code for a protein of 817 amino acids. Lineage: Eukaryota; Metazoa; Arthropoda; Insecta; Diptera; Culicidae. Gene Ontology annotation, molecular function: protein binding. The record is from RefSeq and is a predicted model, not a curated record. The transcript has 9 exons.